AUGGAAAUCACAAACCCCCGCCGCAUCCUGGCGGUCUCGUUGGAGAGCGAGGCGGAGCUUCUCAGCAAAUUCAUCAAGGACCUGACCGGCAGCCAUCCGACGCCGUUGCCGACAGCACUGCCGGAGACUACGGGAGGAGAAGAAGGGGAUGGAAGCAGCGGCGGUGGCGGCAGUGGUAGCACAGGAGGAGGAGGAGGAGGAGGAGGUGGUGGUGGUGGUGGAUUGGCGGGCACGACGCACGCUCUGACGCUCAAGACGGCCUACUACAGCGCAGAGGUGCCCGUGUGGCUCGACACGCCGGCCGCUCCGGGCGAGUGGGCCGACACGUUCCUCGGCGCCGAGGCGAGGGAGGUGCUGGGGGUGCUGGGCGGGGUCGCGGUCGUCUUCUCGGUCAAGGGGGAGAAGGAGGAGGGCGGUGCCAGCAAAGGGCGGGAGCUCGUCGAAGCGGUGGGCAGGGUGAUGAGAGAGGGUCUGGGCGGCUGGGAGUGGGACGGUGUCGGGCUCGCUGUCGGUUUCGGCGAGGUCGGACCUGAUGCUGGUGAUGUGCUCGGCGACUGGGAGGAGGCUUGCGGCGAGGCUGGGCUGGAAUUUGUGCAUGCGAAGGGCGGCGGUGGGGAUAAGGGAAGGAAUGAGUUUGGCGAAAAGACGGGGAUUCCACGGGUCCUGGAGGCUCUGGAGUCCAACGACUGGGCUCUCGACCUAGACGCGGAUGGCACGGGGCUGGGUGAUGACGAUUAUGAUGACUUUAUGGGCCUGGAAUCUUCGGAUGAGUUUGGCGACUUUGAAGAGGCAGCAAGCCGAGCGGCCCAGAGGAGGAGGAGCACAGACCUGGAUCCGGCGAGCCUGAGUUUUGGCUUUGACAAGGCCGACUUUGAGGGCCUCAAGCGAGCCAUCUGGAGUUCCGGGGUCGAUGCCGAGGCGGAUGCCGAAGACAUGAGGAUAGCAAACGAGGCUUCUUCGCUUGAAGGAUCGAGCAAGUUACAGAAAGACGUGGCAGACAAGCCAGGUUCAUCAUCAGGAGAAGGGCACAGCGCAAAGGAGUCUCAAGGGCAGGAGACGGAGGACGACAUCGGGCAAGAGGACGUCGAGAAGGUUGAGGCCAUGAUGCGCAAGCUGCUCGCAGUCCGGGAAAUGGGUGGUAGUUUGCCAGAGGAACAGAGGAAGAGAUUGGCUGCCAGAGCUGUUGGCGAGGUCAUGCGGGAUCUCUGAUUUUCUUUUCUUGGUCUGCCUGACUAGGUAGGUAUGUACCGAUAUACAACAUAUACACACACAGAC
This is a messenger RNA of Pyricularia grisea, 1275 nucleotides long. RefSeq lists its product as uncharacterized. The record is from RefSeq and is a predicted model, not a curated record. Lineage: Eukaryota; Fungi; Ascomycota; Sordariomycetes; Magnaporthales; Pyriculariaceae. Gene Ontology annotation, molecular function: protein-macromolecule adaptor activity. The coding region runs from base 1 to 1209 and encodes 402 amino acids. Gene Ontology annotation, biological process: vesicle-mediated transport. The transcript has 2 exons.